Apus apus (common swift) is the source of this 5516-nucleotide messenger RNA. RefSeq names its product C-terminal-binding protein 2. The record is from RefSeq and is a predicted model, not a curated record. The coding region runs from base 933 to 2294 and encodes 453 amino acids. The transcript has 11 exons. Gene Ontology annotation, molecular function: transcription corepressor activity; oxidoreductase activity, acting on the CH-OH group of donors, NAD or NADP as acceptor; NAD binding. Lineage: Eukaryota; Metazoa; Chordata; Aves; Apodiformes; Apodidae.
UUUCUGACCUUUGCCUUUUUUUAAUUCUUGAGUAGUUUGCAGCUGCUUUUUCGUGCUGCCCGAGCGUGGUUAGCUGCGCUUUGUGCCUUCCCGCCAGGGUGGGCACUUGCCUGUCCCUAACAGGCUGAGGUGCUGAUGCCUGUUGAGGUUCAGAGUGAGGAGAAACAAGGUCUUAGAAGAAAGGCCUUUUGGAGAAGGAUGAGAAAGGGCCAGUGCUGCCAGGAGGCUGUGCAGGGCCUUCCCCCGGUUAGCAGCAGCUGAAAAGCUCGUUCGUUACUGACUGAACCUUUCUGCUAGUAGCAGAAACACUCACUGUGUCUGUGCUGCUUUGCCCUCAGGUUUUAGGCUUCAGGGUCAUCUCUUGUGAGUCUUGGGCCCACCUGGUGUUGCAUGCUGUUUUCCUGGCUGGAAACUGUCCCAACAUGCUUGACAUGCUCCAUGAGAUUUCUGUAAGAUGGAGCCCUCUGCAAAGAUGUACACAGUGCUCCCUGGACUCGCUGAAUGUCCUGCCGGGUUCCUGGUGUGUGCCGCUUGGGCAGCAAUGCUUUCGCUGUUCAUCCGAGUGCUCUUCCAGAAGAGCAGCAGUUCUGGCUGGUGUGACACACUGAGCUGGUUAGGGAGAAAACUUUUUUCUGGUGCCCAGCCGUACGGGUUUGAGUGUGUGAACAGCUGUCCCUGCAGUCAUUCACCAGCUGCUGUGUUACUUGUGGUUCAGCUGUUCGGCAGAAGGUGGCGUUUGGACUCUUUCUUGCAGCAGCAGAGAGGAUGAAAAGGGAUGACCUUUGUGACCUGGAGGGGAACCUGGGGCUGUGACAGCCCAUGUGUUUAAUGUGGCUGUGGUACAAUCUGCUCUGUUCCUCAAGGCAGACUAAGCAGCUGGAUUUCAUGUUGCAAAAUAUGAGUUGUGGGUGGGCAGCAGGAGUCUGUGACUGAUGAGCAGCCCAGCCAGUGCUGAGACACUGCAGCUGAUGGAUCCCCUGGCACUGCCCCGUGGCUGGAGCCUGGGCUGUCUGCUGAAAGGGAUACGGCCUCCUAUUGUGAAUGGCCCGAUGCCAGCGCGGCCGCUGGUUGCGCUGCUGGAUGGACGAGAUUGCACAGUGGAGAUGCCCAUCUUGAAGGAUGUUGCUACGGUGGCGUUUUGUGACGCUCAGUCAACUCAGGAAAUCCAUGAGAAGGUGCUGAACGAGGCAGUAGGAGCUCUGAUGUAUCACACCAUUACUCUUUCUCGUCAGGAUCUGGAGAAAUUCAAAGCCCUCAGGGUCAUUGUGCGUAUUGGCAGUGGCUAUGACAAUGUUGACAUCAAAUCUGCUGCAGAACUAGGCAUCGCAGUCUGCAACAUCCCCUCCUCCUCAGUAGAGGAGACUGCUGACUCCACCCUCUGCCACAUCCUGAACCUCUACCGCCGGGUCACCUGGCUGCACCAGGCCAUGCGGGAAGGGAACCGCGCCGCCAGCGUGGAGCAGAUCCGGGAGGUGGCUGGAGGCGCCGUGCGUAUCCGUGGGGAGACCUUGGGCAUCAUUGGACUGGGCCGAGUUGGACAGGCAGUGGCUCUGCGAGCCAAGUCCUUUGGCUUCAACGUGAUUUUCUAUGAUCCCUAUCUGCCGGAUGGAGUGGAGCGAUCCUUGGGUUUACAGCGAGUAGGAACCCUGCAGGAUCUACUAAUGCACAGCGAUUGCAUCACAUUGCACUGCAGCCUGAAUGAACAUAACCAUCACCUCAUCAAUGACUUCACUAUUAAACAGAUGCGCCAAGGCUGCUUCUUAGUGAACACAGCCCGGGGAGGGCUGGUAGAUGAGAAGGCCUUAGCUCAAGCCUUGAAAGAGGGGAGGAUAAGAGGAACAGCAUUGGAUGUGCAUGAGUCUGAGCCUUUCAGCUUUGCUCAGGGGCCCUUAAAAGAUGCACCCAACGUGAUCUGCACCCCUCACACUGCCUGGUACAGUGAGCAGGCUUCCAUUGAAUCCAGAGAAGACGCAGCUAAGGAGAUCCGCAGAGCUAUUACAGGUCACAUACCUGAUGUUUUGAGGAACUGUGUUAAUAAGGAGUACUUGAUGUUAGCAGCUCAGUGGUCCAGUAUUGAUCCUGCAACUGUCCACCCAGAACUCAACGGAGCUGCAGCUUACAGGUUUCCUCAAGGAGUAGUGGGAGUAGCCACCCCUGGGCUACCAGAGCCACCAGUAGUGGAAGGGAUUGUAGCUCAUGGGAUCCCUUCUGUUUCUCACUCUGCACCUCGUACCCCUUCCCCAGGAGAGACGAGCAAACUGGAUGCAGACAGAGAGAUUCCUGCUGACCAAUAGCAGCAUCUUUCUCUCCCCUCUGGCAGCAGAAAAAAGGAGAAGGAUAGCUCCUCCUAGGACCUUUAACACCCUACAGAGACUGUUUCCUGUUCGUACAGGACAGGAGAAUGCAUUUCAUUACUGGCAAACUUUAGCUCUUGCCUUUAUUUUGUAACCCUUUAGUUUUAAUCUCUCAAUGAAUCUUUCUCCUUCUCUGGGGCAGGGCAGCAGUGACCUUGCCUCCCCUUGGAAAUAGUUGGUUUAACCAAUGAUUUUUCCCAUAUAUCUGCCUCAGUGGUCUGUGACAGGGAAUUGUCCUUGUGCACUUGAAAACAGAAGUGGAGCUGCCUGAUCAGGGAUGACCCUCAGUGUUCUAACACCAGACUUCAGUGCACACUUUUCAGUUGUGACUUGUAGCUUGAAUUUAAUUUGGCUGAACCUCUCUAAGUGUAGCCAUGGAGAAUAUUAGAAAAUUAUUAGUGAAUUGGAGAAAGUUGUGACUAUUGUCAUUAUUUUGCCCUUGGUAGAACACAGCCUAGGCUCAGCUCUAUGUGUUAUUUCACUUGUUUUAAUUCAGGUUUCCUGUGAGAACAGACAUAGUGCAGGCGUUGCUAGUUCUUGUUCAUACAAGUUUUGUCUAUGCAGUACUAGGCCUGAAGCUAAAAGUGUCAAGUCUCAAAGCCAGCCUUGUAAAUAAUUUGGAAGGGAUUAAAGUGUCAUCAAAUGUGUUCUGGUGGCCACUGUGUUUGUGAGCUUGAGAAUAGUUCACCCUGAAGUCUGUGUAACUUGUGAGAAGGCAAGAGAAUGCAGAAGUGGGAAAAACUGCACUGGCAGAUAAGCAGCUGUAACUUGCAGUUGCUGAUUCCUCACACACGUACCUCACGGUCUAAUGGUGGUGUUUAUCCACAAGGUAUUGAUCAUGUUAGAAUUUAAGCUUUGGACUACAGAUUAAUUGUUGUUGUUGGCAUAACAGCAUCACCUAGAAGCAACAUACCAGUGCUAGGGACACUUGUCUCUCUGCUGAUGGAGAAGGCAGCUUUUAGCAGCUGCCCACAUUACUGUACUUAGCUCUGCUGGCAUACACUGACUGCAACUCCAGUAGUGGGCAGGGAAGAGAGUGUUUUUUUACAUGAAUAAGCUUUGUGAUACUAAAGGAGAAAGAACAUUCCUGGAUUGUCACCUGAAGCCAAGGCAGGAUUGUUGCUCUCCAGUCUUUUCCCAUUUCCCAAAUGAUAGAACAUGAAUCACUUUUUUGAGGGAUAUGGAGCUUGGCAAAACAGGUUCCACAGAAGAUUUUCUUUGAUUCCAAAUCUUCCUUUAAUUUCAUCUUGUUACUUUCCAUACUCAAGAUGUAACAAUUCCUGAUUGAUUUCUUCAUGUGUAGGUGUAAAAAGUAGGUGCUAUAUGGGGGAUGUAUCCUGUGUGUGGGUUUCUCUGCCUCCCUUUAUUCUUCCCUCUGUUGUAUGUCCAUGACUGGAAGCUGAACAGCUGGGAACGGACUGGAAAUACACCUUGAACUGUGGACAAAAUCCUCUGUUUAGGCUGUUUACAGUUUGUGAAGCUGAGGAAGGCUCUUAGAGUCAGUAAGUUUGCAGAUUUUUUUCCUGGUUUAAAUCUUCUCCAAUACUGCCUUCAUAUAAUGGUGUGCUACUGAUAGAGUGAAGUGAUUUAUUGCUUUCUCCUCUACACCCCUACUCUCCCCAGCAAUUAAAAGCAAGGAAAACAGGCAAGAAGUAAACUUCAGGUGUUUUUUCACAAAUUUUACAUUUUAACUCUAGCAUUAGUGAGAUGAUAUUAGUUCUCUAGUGCUGAGUGUCUUUUUUUGAUAAGGCAUUUGUCUCCGUGAAGGUUCUUGGCUUCUGUGUUUUCAUGGAUGAUGCUGAUUAUACUUGGAACCCAUAUACCUCCUUGGCUGCUCAGGUUUAGCAGGUCAGACUGGGACUGGUGGUGGGCACAAGUUACAGAAGAACUUUUCUGAACAAAAGCUAAGAGCUCAGAAGCACUUUGAUUGCAGCUGUACCUAAAAUGACCAGCAGCACUUUCCUGAGUUUUCUUAUGUCUAGGAAAUCUAAAUUUACAAGCUACUAGCUCAGAAAGCUGUUCUUCUGACAGACAGAUGGGGAAGUUUUUCAGGAACUGAGAGCUCAUCUUCUGUCUGUUGCCACAGGAGGGAAGCAGUCUGUCAAUAGCUACUCUUUCCUUAUCUGCUGCUGAAAAUUCCUGCCCUGCUUAGAGGCUCAGGUCUGAGAUUAGUUUGUGGUAAGGGGCUUCUAUCUCUGACCUUUGUGAAUACAGAGAAUCAGAGUAUGCUGACCUUGUCUCUUCUAGAGCACAGUGCAAGGUAGAUUUUUUUUUUUUAAGGCAGCAAUUAUUUUUUUUUUCUUCUUAACUGCAAAUAUCUCUAUAGACCAGUUAAAUAAUUGAGCAGAGGAAGAGUGGAAGUAUCUCAUUUGGGGGACACUUGAGUUUCUCCUUUCUCAUUUUUGGUGCCUAGAUACACUGGUGACUAGUGAGCAUAGGAGUUAAAGAACUGAUGUCAUAAGAGGUAUUUCCAAUAUGGGCACUGAGCAGUUGAGGCUGACAGCACUGAUAGUGGCUCUGUUCUAUCAAACACUGUGUAGGCUGGUGAUUGGAUAUUAAGGUAAUUUUCUUCCUGAUUGAAGCCACAGCAGAAAACAUUGAGGUAAAAAUGAACAGAACCCUGAUCAUGACCUCAAAGGAGGACUCUGUGCUGUAGGAUUACUCUGCUUGUGUGCCAUUUGUACCUCUGCUUAGAAACUGAACCUGUUGCCACCAGAUGAAGGCUGUUCUGAACAGAUAGAAAAAUGUACCAUUACUAACAUAUGUUGUGGUCUUCUCCAUCCCUGAGUGCCAAGUUCAUUGUUAGUACUCUCUCCUGUGAGAUAAAUUGAUUUGCAGGUCCCUCCCCCAAGCUUAGUGCAGUAUACGAAAGUGGGAGGAUUUUUCUAUUUUUUUUCUUUUCUUUUCAAAUGCCUUCCUUCAGAACUAGUGCAGAGCUUUAAUCCCAAAGAACAGAAGUCUCCCAGGGUAAGGCAGGAAUGCCCUGGCUGCACUAAUCUGCUUACAGGAGGUGCUCACACUGUCCCAAGGUACAUUCUGUUUGUCAGGGUCACUGCUGCUGACCAGCUUUUUUAUAGAGGACUCAAGAGUUUCAGAAAUAUAUUUUUGUAGACAAUGACUAAACUGUGAAACAUUGAAAUAAAGCAUGUAAACAAAAACUUA